UGGGGAUCGGAAACUGAGGGGGGACAGGGCAUCGCCAUCACUCAAGGAUAGGGCACUGGGAGCUAGGGUCAGGCAGUGUCACCAGGGGUUGUGCUGUGGCAGCGCGCUGGUUUACAGUGUCAUUUCGCUCUUGCUGAUUUGGACAUAAAGCUCGAAUAAAGUAUGAAGCUCUUAAAAUGCAAUUCCAAAAGUACUUGUUGGAGUGCAAUAUUCUCUACGUACUGUCUGAUUGGUGCUGCAUUAUUUAUUGAAAAUAUUGCUGCUCUAGGAAUUCAACCAGUAGCUCAACCAUACAAUAGUCUAGAAGAAGGUCUGGAUAAUACUGCCUACUGGUGGGGUGAAUGGGCUAAAUGGACAGGAUGCACUCGGACCUGUGGGGGAGGCAUCAAGACACAAGAAAGGCACUGUUUGAAGCAAAGCAGAAGGAUAGCAGUGAUGACAACUGAUAACCAGACCUGUACAGGCACUUCUAAAAGAUAUCAGCUGUGCAACCUGCAGGACUGCCCAGCUAAUGGGAGGAGCUUCCGUGAUGAGCAGUGCUCUUCUUUUAACUCUCGUACUUAUAAUGGAAGAACUUACAAAUGGAAGCCAUUGUAUCCAGAUGAUUAUGUGCAUAUUUCGAGCAAGCCUUGUGAUCUUCAGUGUACUACAGCAGAUGGACAGAGGCAACUGAUGGUCCCAGCACGGGAUGGAACAUCUUGUAAAUACGGGGAAUACAGAGGAGUCUGUAUAGCUGGAGGGUGUGAGCCUAUUGGAUGUGAUGGAGUACUUUUUUCCACCUUAACCCUAGACAAAUGUGGUAUUUGCCAGGGCAAUGGAAGCAGCUGCAUACGAGUUACUGGCAACUAUAGGAAAGGAGGAUCUCACAUGGGUUACUCCCUUAUAACACAUAUCCCAAUCGGUGCAACAGACAUACAGAUAAUUGAAAGAAAGAAAUCAGAUGAUGUUCUAGCUGUUGCUGAUGAGUUUGGAAACUUCUUCGUGAAUGGUGGUCUAAAAGUAGAAGGUCCAAGAAACAUCCAACUUGCAGGCACAAUUUUUAAAUACAGAAGGCCAAUGGAUGUUUAUGAAACUGGUCUUGAAUAUAUUGUGGCUCAAGGACCGACCAAUCUGGGAGUUAAUAUUCUGUUGUUAAUUCAAAGUGGCAAGAAUCCUUACAUUACUUAUGAGUACACAAUACCACGGAUUGUACACUUCAAGCGUCUACGACCUUCCUUUGAUUCAUAUUAUGUACCUGGAUCGGAUUCUCAAGGCAGAGAAAAUGAUGAACAGACUUACUCAGACAGAGAUGAGCAUGUGGAUAUUCUUUAUACCAAUGCAAGUUACAGUGAGAAGCUAUCGAAAGAAGUUACUAGAACACAAAACCAGAUGUUAAGAACAGGGCAAAAUCUACCUGAAUAUGAUAUGACCAACACCAUCUAUAAUAGGGAAGGUUCGAACCCUGAGUUGGAAGAUAUUAAAAAUAACACUCAACCUAACAGUGUUGAAGACAUUGAAAAUACAGCAAUAGACUUUGUCUCAAAGUUGACCCCACAAGGGUAUAUAUACAUGUCAGAGAUUCAGUUGACAGAUAGACUUGCUAAUGGACGUACUUCUGAUACAAUGGGGCAAACUGAAAGUGGUGCAAAUGUGACUGAAAUCACAGAAGGAAUCCUACUUUAUGCUGCAGAAUCUACUGCCGCCAGUUUACGGAUUAAUUAUGACAAAAAUGAAAACCUGGGGAGCCAGAGAAUUAAUGAUACUUUUUUGGAACUGACUUUUGGCAAAGGUUUUAACACAUCUGCAGAGAUUCCCUUCUCCAAUGAAACACUUAUGCACAUUAUUCAACAAGCAAACCGAACACAGAAAUUACGAAACAGACUCAAGCAGCUAAGAAAGGGCUUGGGAGUGAGCCCUGCAGACAUGUACCGAUGGAAGUUGUCAUCUCAUGAACCUUGCAGUUCUACUUGUACAACAGGAGUCACCACUUCAUUUGCAGUGUGCAUUCGUUACGAUGGUGUUGAGGUUGAAGAUUCAUUCUGUGAUUCUGCAACUCGACCGGAGCCAAUUCAUGAGUUUUGUGUAGGAAGGGAAUGUCAACCAAGAUGGGAGACAAGUAGUUGGAGUGAAUGUUCACGAACCUGUGGAGAAGGAUACCAAUUUCGAAUAGUCCGUUGCUGGAAGAUUAUUUCUGCAGGAUUUGACAGCUCAGUGUACAAUGAAAUGUGUGAAUCUGCUGAUCUCUUCAGGCCGUCAGAACGUAAAAUCUGCAAAAAUCCAGCUUGUGGCCCGCAGUGGGAGAUGUCAGAAUGGUCGGAGUGUACAGCAAAGUGUGCAGAACGGAUUGCUGUGACCAGAGAAGUGAGAUGUUCAAAUGAAGAAUGGUUGUGUGAUGAAAAAACAAAGCCACCAGCACAGAAAGAAUGUGUUGGACCCCCUUGUGAUCGACAGUGGACUGUUUCAGAUUGGGGCCCAUGCUCUGGUCCUUGUGGGCAGGGAAGAAUGAUAAGACAUGUGUACUGCAGAAACACAGAAGGCAGAGUCAUGCCUGAAUCUCAGUGCAGCCCUCAGUUAAAACCACAUGCAAUACAUCCCUGUGGAGCCAAAGAUUGCUCUCCGCAUUGGCUGGCCCAGGAUUGGGAACGGUGUAACACAACAUGUGGCCGAGGGACAAAAAAGAGAGUUGUUUUGUGUGUGGGAAUUGUGAAUGGAAAAGUUACAACUUUCAAUUCUGAGGAAUGUGAUCCAGCUCAGAAGUUAGUUGAAGAAACAACGUGCUUUGAGCGGCCAUGUUUCAAAUGGUUUACAACUUCAUGGUCUGAGUGCACUAAAACCUGCGGUGUUGGAAUUAGAAUGCGUGAUGUAAAAUGUUAUCAGGGAAAAGAAAUUGUCCGAGGAUGUGAUCCUCUUUUGAAACCAGUUGCACAACAAAGCUGUGAUCUCCAGCCCUGUCCUACCCAGCCCCCAGAUGACAGUUGUCAAGAUCAACUUGGGACUAACUGUGUGCUGGCAAUAAAAGUCAAUCUGUGCUCUCACUGGUAUUACAGUAAGGCAUGCUGCAGGUCUUGUAGAACUGCUAAUUCAUAGUACAGACGCCAGAAUAAUUGUAUCUUUCAACAUGUGAACAAAAGAAUGAUGUGUCUGGUGAAAUUAGUUAUAUUACAAGGAUUUAGUGUUCUUUUUCUAUCAGGAGCCCUUACUUGAUUAUUGCAAUGCCAUCAAGCUGCACAAGAACUCUGUGAAACUGUCAGGUUUCCUGGAUACAUAAAGCAGGUAGUCCCCAAAGUCCACACCACCAUAUAUAUCUACGUAUCAGUAAAAUGAUAAAGCUAGCAUUAUCCAUUCACAGUAUCUUAUAAAUUAUUAUAAUACAAAGCCAUUCCAACUCGUGCUAUUGAACACCAAGACAUGGUUGUGGAACAAUGGUAUUAGCUCUGCAAGUUAUCAUGCAAGAUGAGCUAGCACAAUGAUAAUUCCUUAUUAAUUUAAUGUGAUUCUGUAUUACAUGCUAAAUGAUAGAAUAGAUAAUGUUUUAACCUUGAUAUUUUCAUACAGUAUGUGUCUUUAAUACGCUGAUUACAAAUAUUUUUCACAUAGUAAUGGAGCAUAGCUCCCAAAAGGACAGACAAGGCAUCCAGUAUCAGAGGUGCCGAUCAAUAAAGUACUCCUAUCCUCAAUGCAUUGCCUUUGCCUCAGUCAGUUCAGCCCCUCAGCUUUUGUCAACUUUUCCCUAUACCACCUGUAACAUUCAGUCUUUGGGAUUACUGUUAAUUCAAUACUUAGGUUUCUGCUUCUUUCUGGAAUCCUUUUUGUAUCCACUGUUGUCAGUGAGUUUUAGAUUCGAGGCAGUACCAUAAAUAUCUGUGUUGUAGCAGCACUUAACAUUGCAGCAACUCGUGAAACUGCUGAUGCUGUUCUCAGAACUCUCACCCCUGAUAUUGUAUAACUUUCAAUCAAAAAUAGAAUGAACUUGUUUGUCCAGCUACCACACCUGUUUUACGAUCUUUAGUAAUAAUAUUUACGUUGGCACGUGGCCAAGUGGUUAAGGCGUUGGUCUAGUGAUUUGAAGGUCGCUAGUUUGAGCCUCAGCUGAGGCAGCGUGUGUGUCCUUGAGCAAGGCACUUAACCACACAUUGCUCUGCGACGACACCAGUGCCAAGCUGUAUCGGCCUUAGUGCCCUUCCCUUGGACAACAUCGGUGGCAUGGAGAGGGGAGACUUGUAGCAUGGGCAACUGCCUGUCUUCCAUACAACCUUGCCCAGGCCUGCGCCCUGGAAACCUUCCAAGGCGCAAAUCCAUGGUCUCACGAGACUAACGGAUACCUAUUUAUUUAGUUCCUCUUACUUUUCACAGAUGAAAUGUUCUAAAACCUACAAACUACUUUUUAUAAGGAACCCAGUAUAACUGCCAGGUACAGAUUGUCAUGUGAGGUAUAGAUUAUGGCAGUAAAAAUCAUCUAGAAAAUAUUUUGCUGUCAACAUGCAUGCAAAAGUAAAUAUUCCAAGGUGUCCCCUUCCUCCUUGUGAUUAUAGGUAACAAAAUAUAUCUUGAUUUAUCACCUGAAAGUUCCCAGUUGUUUCAUUUUCAUUUUCUUAUUACUGAUAUUGUGCAGACAUCUUUUUAUAAAGAAAAUAAUAUUCUUUUACUGUUUUAACUCGUAUUCCUGUGCCAGAAAACCCAGGCUGACUGUUGCAAGUAUGCUUAUAUUUAAUAACUUGUAAUCUGUAAUUUUAUAAUUAUUAUUAAUGACGAAGUGAUUUCCUUUUUUCCCAGAUGCAUUUUAUGAAUCAGAGACACUGUUAAAGACUUAAGUUUUAACCCAGUGCAAAAUAUUUAUCCGGGCCACUUGGAGUUAGGGAAACUGGAAAAAAGAAAAUUGCGAUAUUGUAUGUACAGUGUAUAUAUUUUAAAACCAGUACAUCAUGAAAUGUAAUAAUAAAAUAAAAUGUUUUGUCUAUUAAGUGUUUUAUCAUUCAUUUCCUACAAUUUCUAUUAUAAUUCAGAGAUGAGGUAUGGAUAUCUCUCUGUUUUGAACUGAUUUAACAGUAUCCAGAAACAGAUAUAUAAUAUCCACUAAAAGUCACCUAUCCCUGAGAUAGAAUCACAGUCUUUGAAUUUAUGAAGAUUCCUGGAAAUCUGAAAAUUGGGCCAGGAAUUGGUAAAUAGUCCAAUUGGAUUGAAAUAAUGUUUGGCCUGCAUACAUUUUGAACAGAAGUCACAUUCAAAUCCAGCCAAAGAAACAUG
Molecule: messenger RNA, 5223 nt
Organism: Mobula hypostoma (lesser devil ray)
Lineage: Eukaryota; Metazoa; Chordata; Chondrichthyes; Myliobatiformes; Myliobatidae
Gene: adamtsl2
Product: ADAMTS-like 2
Exons: 19
Coding region: 163-3066 (967 amino acids)
Biological process (GO): proteolysis; extracellular matrix organization
Cellular component (GO): extracellular matrix
Molecular function (GO): metalloendopeptidase activity
Source: RefSeq, a predicted model, not a curated record